Mercenaria mercenaria is the source of this 3151-nucleotide messenger RNA. RefSeq lists its product as uncharacterized. The coding region runs from base 262 to 2214 and encodes 650 amino acids. The transcript is spliced from 12 exons. Lineage: Eukaryota; Metazoa; Mollusca; Bivalvia; Venerida; Veneridae. The record is from RefSeq and is a predicted model, not a curated record.
ACGAGUGUAGAAUACAUGUACAUGUAUGUGCAAAUCUGCGCGCUAUAAAUGAAUGCGCCAGACUUAAACAGACAUUCACAAUUUGUGUGUCUUUCAAAAAUGAGCUCUUUGAGAUUUUGAAAAUAAGCGGGAGUUUCCAUUUUGUUUGGAGAUAACAUAAAAAUUAGGUCAUUAUAAAGGAUUAAUACACGCGAAAUUUGGUUCAUAUUCUUUCAUUUUUUGCUGUUAGAUAUAUAUAAAAAAACUGCACAUUCUUGUAGCAUGGUCAGUUGGUUACUAGAGGUUUGCACCUUCAUAACGUUAGUUGCAGGAGCAGUUGGGACUCACCUGGACCCCGAUUGUCCACGACAUAGGGGACUGCCCGAUGGUUUUCCUAGGACGGAAAACAGAAUCAGGGAUAGAGCCCUAUAUAGACUGGAUUUGAGAAGCGCUAUCAAAGGCUUUAUACCAGAGAAAGAAUACAGAUUCCGUGUACAGACCACGGCGAGAAAGUACAAGUUCAACGACGCCACGGUAACGAUUGACGCCGUGGAUGAACGCUGUGGGACCGGAAGUUGGGUUACAGAUACUGAUGAACUGUACUCGCCUCAGGGUUGCCCUUCUAUCGUAACUACGCAACAGAAACAGCCAAUGGGAAGAGCGCAUUUCAAGUGGAAAGCCCCUUCCUGUGGAUGCGUACAUUUUAGGGUACGUGUGCAUGCGAAUGCUACAUACUACAUCGAGGACGAAACUGUACGUAACGGACCUCUUGCAAGAACCAUCUGUCCCCGAGCUGGAACAGUAAAAGAGCCUGUCACCACUGUGCCGACGACGACAACGUCAGUUCUGCCAAAAGUGCUCACGAGAAAUGAACGCCUGCUGUUGCUUUGUGACGUCACGACAGAACAUAAAGUAGAAGACGUAUUGAAGAAUGAUGACUUCAUGUCCAAACGGACGAUGUCAAGGCUGAGCAGUUUUGAACUUGAAAGACUUCAUAUUGCUGUAGAAAGGCGCCAUCUAGAGAUACUGAGCUGCUGCAAUUUGGAUACUGAACUGGACAAAUUUGAAUGCUUCGGAGAUAUAAGGCGUGUAAAGAUAGACACAUUUUGUGGAAGUGGAGAAUCUGAUAUUCCCCUAACGAAGACGAGAUACGAUUGGAUAAAACAAAAGCAACCCGAAUGCUGUCCACAAAUCGGUGAAGCUCGUUACAGAUGUUUUAAUCACACCCUGCACGAGGAAGACAUGCUGAAAGACGGACACGCUCACCAUUCGUCUAUAGACAUGGACGAUUUUGAUCCAGUGAAUUAUGUAGAGGAUUAUCCACAAGCAGAGGAAAUAAGAACGAAAUUUUCAAAAAUAAUAGAUCAGACGACAAAGAUGGUACCAGAAAAAUCAGAGACAAAUCAUAAAGUGCAAUACAAAAACGUUGAAGAAUCUCAAGUUGUGAAAUCCCAAAAUAAUGGUUCUGAUACGAAUAUAGAUGACGAUGACAAUCAUAAUGAUGAUGGUGAUGAUGAUGAUGAUAAGCGUAACCAAGCUGAUAAACACAAAGAUGAUAGCGCUAAUUCUAAGGAAAAGCAUGACGGCGAGGGUGAUAAUGAUGCAAACGACGAAAUGAGUGACGAAACUAAAGAAGAUGCUGCUGAAAAUAGAUCUUUGUCUAUUGAAGAGUGUUGUAUGAAUGGAAUAGACGCUGGUACCCGUGUUGCAGCGGAGGGAUUUGAUGGAUGUUUCAGAAUGGCGGACAAAUUUGACUCGUAUUUUACCAAUUGGCACCGAAAGUGCGACCGCCAUUUUGUUGUAUGCUGCAUGAGAGUUAUUGACGGGGACUUUCGAGAAGUUCCUAAAUUUCUCGAUCUUCGAAAAUUACUUCUACCUCACAAACAUGCAUGUUUCCAUGGAAAACUAUCGAUGAAUGGGUUAAAUACACACCCUGGCAUUCAAACUUCGCCAUCGUCAUUAAAACUAUUGAAAAAUAAAGAAGAAAAAAUGAGAACGAAACGAUUAAGAACAAAUAGUCAAAAUGAGAUUGUAAAAUUAAAAGACGUCAAGAGCCGUUCGCAACCAACAUACACUUCGUUUUACUUGGUUUCGAGACGUAAAGUAAGACAUAAUCAGAAAAACCUUAGAAAAAAGUACAACAGUUAUUCCAAAUUUGAUACUUUGAAAAGAAAGACGUCAAAGUUAAGCAAUCUGAAUCGAGUUCACAAACAAGGAUUCUUGAGGAACGAUUGACCACUGCGAGGCACAAUGUUUGUUCUAGGAUAAAAAUAAAACGAUUGAGCUCUACGAAAAGAUCACUGGUAUAAGAAGACUGCCAAGCAGUAGGAAUAAUUGCGAAUGAAAAUGAUAUGUCGUUAUCAUCCUUAGAAGAACUGGAUGAACCUGGCUUCAACAUUACAAAAUCGUGUUUGGAGACUAGUCGCGGAAUACAUUAUUGCCGUUGGCCAAUUUCAUAUCUGAGCUUAAAAACAGCCAAUCAGAUUUACCUGUGUGAGACUGUCUCUAGGUUUGUACCUUCGAAAAGCUGUAUACCUUGAAGCCCAUUGUAUUUUGGUGCAAUAUAUAUAUAUAUAUAUAUAUAUAUAUAUAUAUAUAUAUAUAUAUAUAUAUAUAUAUAUAACAUGCGUACAUAUUCUGUUCUAUUUUGGUAUAGCAUUUGCAUUUGUGUUAGAUGCGUGCAUAAUUUGUCUUUUAUUUCUCAAAUACUAAAUUGACAUCUUAACUGCUUGAAUAACAACAAAAGUUCAAUUCUUGUGGUUGCCAUUUAUUGCAUAUUGAUUCAUUUGUUAAAUAUCAUUUCACGCACCUGCACAAAAGGUUAUAUAUGUUUUUUUUUAUUUAUUUGAAUACUUGCUGAUGUUCAUAUUUGUUUCAUACGUAAAUCAUGCGUACUUAAAGCUACUCAUUCGCAGAUAGACUGAAAAUUUUCAGCACUGUUUAACAUAAUGUAUAGUUUAAUAUACGGAUGAGCUGAAGAUCAAAGGCUUGCUUUUAAUGCUAUAAAAAAUAAAUGUCAGAAAUAAGAAUAUUUAAUUUUACCAAAUAUCUGUGAAUGGGCCGCUUUACGGAUACAUUUUCAGCAAAACAUAUUUCUGUUUUGACAGCUGACCGGUGACGAAUAGUUGUAACUUGUAAUACUCAACACAAGACAGUUUGAUUUAUGUAUUUA